AUGGCCCCUGCCAGCCGGAAUGUCGCCGUCCUGGCGCUGUCGGUGCUCUACCUGUGCCGGACAAUCAUCUCCACCGAGUACUUCUCCACCCUCACGCUCUUCAAGAACGAGCUCCACAAGCAGGGGUGCAGCUCUCUGUCCGACUGGGAGGAUUAUGCGGCGGACUGCGAAAACCACAACACAAACGAAGAACUCGCUAUUUGUUACGUUCUCAUAGGAAACGGCCUUUACGAUGAAGCCAUCAAGCACUUCUCCCUCCUAUUGCAGAGUGACCCGGAGCUGAUCAGCGCCAUCUACGGACGGGGGAUCGCUUACGGGAAGAAAAGUUUACAGGACAUAAAGAACGCCGACCUGGCGCUUUACGAACUCAACCGGGUCAUCACGCUGGAGCCCAACUGGCCAGAGGUCUACGAGCAGAGAGCCGAGAUCCUGUCUCCUUUGGGCCGGAUCAGCGAGGCUUUAAGUGACCUGACCAAAGCCAUCCACCUGCAGCCCUCCGCCCGCCUGUACAGACACAGAGGGACUCUGCUCUUCAUCUCAGAGGACUAUGUGGCGGCCAUGGAGGACUUCCAGAGAUCCCUGGAGCUGAAGAAGAACCAGCCUAUUGCCAUGCUCUACAAAGGCCUCACCUUCUUCCACCGGGGCAUGCUAAAGGAAGCCAUUGAGACAUUCAAAGAGGCCCUGAAGCUGAAGUCGGACUUUAUAGACGCCUAUAAGAGCCUCGGACAGGCCUACAGAGAGUUGGGCGACUUUGAGUCUGCGAUGGAGAGUUUCCAGAAGGCUCUAAUGCUGAAUCCCAACCACAUCCAGUCCCUGCAGCUGCGCGGGAUGAUGCUGUACCACCACGGCUCCCUGCAGGAGGCCAUAGGAAACUUCAAGAGGUGCCUGCAGCUGGAGCCCUACAACGAGGUGUGCCAGUACAUGAAGGGCCUGAGCCACGUGGCCAUGGGGCAGUUCUACGAGGGCAUCAAGGCCCAGACCAAAGUGAUGCUGAACGACCCGCUGCUGGGCCAGAAGGCCAGCCCCGAGUACCUCAAAGUCAAGUACCUCAGAGAGUACUCUCGGUACCUGCACUCCCACCUGGACGUGCCCGUGGUGGAGUACAACGUGGACCAGGACCUACCGGGGAACUUUAAGAACCACUGGGCGAAGAACCUGCCUUUUCUCAUAGAGGAUUACGAGGAGCAGCCGGGUCUGCAGCCGCAUAUCAAAGACGUGCUCCCUCAGAACUUCGACAGCUACAGCCCAGAGGUCCAGAAGCUGAUCUGCAGCGCCGACCACCUGGGAGCCCUGAUGCAGUACGACACCCCCGGCUUCCUACCCAACAGGAGGAUCCACAGAGCCAUGGGACUGGCCACGCUGGAGGUGAUGCAGGCCAUGCACCGGACGUGGAGCAACUCCAAAGUGCGGGUGAACGGAAAGACCCGGCAGAUGCAGUGGAGGGACAUGUUCGACAUAGCCGUGAAGUGGAGGAGGAUCGCGGACCCGGACCAGCCGGUUCUGUGGUUGGACCAGAUGCCGGCGAGAAGCCUCAGCAGAGGCUUCAACAACCACAUCAACCUGAUCAGGGGGCAGAUUAUCAACAUCAGAUACCUGACCUACUUCGACAACAUCCUAGACUUCAUCAAAGACAGAAUACUGGUUUACCACGGGGCCUACAACCCCCGGGGGCUCUUGGAGGUCCGCCAGGCCCUUGAAAAUGUGAAUAAAGUAGAAGAUUUGCUCCCCAUAAUGAAGCAGUUCAACAGUAAAACCAGGGACGGCUUCACGGUCAACUCCAAGGUGCCCAGCACCAGGGACCCCGGGAAGGAGUACGACGGCUUCACCAUCACCAUCACAGGAGACAGGGUGGGGAACAUGCUGUUCUCCGUGGAGACGCAGACCACGGAGGAGCGGACGCAGCAGUACCAGUCGGAGAUCGAGUCCAUCUACAAAGACCUCACGGCCAAGGGGAAGGCCCUGAUGCUGUCCACAGAGCUGGGGGACUCGGACGCGGUGUGCAACCUGAUCCUGUCCCUGGUUUAUUACUUCUGCAACCUCAUGCCUCUGUCCAGGGGAUCCAGCGUGGUGGCCUACUCCGUGGUCAUGGGGGCGCUGAUGGCCAGCGGGAAGGAGGUCAUCGGGAGGAUCCCCAAAGGAAAGCUGGUGGACUUUGAGGCCAUGACGGCUCCCAGUCCGGACAGCUUCAGUAAAACAGCAAAGAGCUGGAUGAACCUCAAAAGUUUACCCAGUUGGUACCAGAGUCUACCAUCGGUGGCGGAGACGUUCCCGUCCAUCCGGACCAUGAUCGAGGUCCUCAACACAGACUCGAUCGCGGACCCGGACCAGCCGGUUCUGUGGUUGGACCAGAUGCCGGCGAGAAGCCUCAGCAGAGGCUUCAACAACCACAUCAACCUGAUCAGGGGGCAGAUUAUCAACAUCAGAUACCUGACCUACUUCGACAACAUCCUAGACUUCAUCAAAGACAGAAUACUGGUUUACCACGGGGCCUACAACCCCCGUGGGCUCCUGGAGGUCCGGCAGGCCCUUGAAAAUGUGAAUAAAGUAGAAGAUUUGCUCCCCAUAAUGAAGCAGUUCAACAGUAAAACCAGGGACGGCUUCACGGUCAACUCCAAGGUGCCCAGCACCCGGGACCCCGGGAAGGAGUACGACGGCUUCACCAUCACCAUCACAGGAGACAGGGUGGGGAACAUGCUGUUCUCCGUGGAGACGCAGACCACGGAGGAGCGGACGCAGCAGUACCAGUCGGAGAUCGAGUCCAUCUACAAAGACCUCACGGCCAAGGGGAAGGCCCUGAUGCUGUCCACAGAGCUGGGGGACUCGGACGCGGUGUGCAACCUGAUCCUGUCCCUGGUUUAUUACUUCUGCAACCUCAUGCCUCUGUCCAGGGGGUCCAGCGUGGUGGCCUACUCGGUGGUCAUGGGGGCGCUGAUGGCCAGCGGGAAGGAGGUCAUCGGGAGGAUCCCCAAAGGAAAGGUGUGUGGGCUCUUUAUGGUCAUUUUCAGUGGAUUUGAGCUUAUUUUUUGGAAAAGAUCAGCAUGA
Molecule: messenger RNA, 3042 nt
Organism: Menidia menidia (Atlantic silverside)
Lineage: Eukaryota; Metazoa; Chordata; Actinopteri; Atheriniformes; Atherinopsidae
Source: the annotation of a GenBank genome assembly